AUGGACGACCGAGCCGCAAUCCCAGUUACCUUGCCUAGGAGUAAUCCGACGCAGAGUUACUGGCAACUCGAACCCGACGAGAUUGCUGAUUUACGAUCGACCGACUCGCUACCCGAAAAGGCGGAAACAGUCAUCAUCGGAAGUGGGAUUACGGGUGCCGCCGUGGCUUUCAAUCUAUUGAAUAGUGGCGCCAAUGAUAUCGUCAUGUUAGAAGCUCGACAGGCAUGUUCGGGCGCCACUGGACGGAAUGGCGGACAUACGAAAGCGGCAUCGUACCGCUCGUUCUUAUACUAUGAGGAAGAAUAUGGCACCGAGACGGCUGUGAAGAUUGCUCGUCUUGAGUUAGCUAAUAUCCGUGCCGUCCAUGCAUUUGCAAAAGAGCAUGGUAUUGAAUGCGAUAGCAAUCCUUGUGAUACUAUAGAUGUGGUCUACGAUGAGGCGCAGUGGGAGCGAGAUCAGCAGGCUGUGGAGGCGAUGCGAGAUGCUAUGCCUGGCGAUGAUGCAUCGGUGUAUACCAUUCACAGCGCUGAAGAGGUGCGAGAUAAGUUCUUCUGCGGUUGCGGGGGAGAUGAAGGUGUAUAUGGCGGGGUAUCGUACGAAGCGGGGAGCUUGAGUUCUUACAAGUUCGGUAUUGGGGUGUUGAAGCUAUGCUUGGCGAAGGGACUCAAUUUACAGACGAAUACUUCCGUAUUGGAUUUGGAAAAACUCGAGGAUGGUGGCUGGAAAGUCGAGACAUCUCGAGGGUCAAUCCAAGCUAAAAGAGUCGUCCUGGCAACAAAUGGCUAUACCGCGAGGAUCUGGAAGAAAUUCCAAGGUAUUAUCGUCCCACUCCGCGGACACGUUACCGCCCAAAGACAAGGUUCGAAGAUGCCGAAAGAUGGGUUACCCGUAACGUAUAGCUUCAUCUACGAGGACGGCUACGACUAUAUGAUACAAAGACCUAAGGGUUCGCAGUUUGAAGGCGAUAUCGUGAUCGGCGGGGGUCUUGCUAAAGGUGACAACGAAGGUAUCGAGGAAUAUGGCACGACGGAUGAUACCGCGUUUGACGAUGUCAUUAUGCAAGCCUUAAAUCGCAGUCUCCCCGAGUAUUUCGGUGAUAAUUGGGGUCAGGACAAUCCGGAGGGGCGCAUUCGCAAUGCAUGGACUGGCAUUAUGGGCUAUAGCCCCGACGGCUUCCCUUUCGUCGGUGAGAUGUUGGGAGAGAAGGACCUAUGGGUUUCGUGUGGCUUUCAGGGACAUGGAAUGGUCCUCUGCUGGAUGUGUGCCCGCGCACUAGUACGUAUGAUGAAUGGCGGCGAUGACGAUGAGCUCGACUCUUGGUUCCCCGAGGAAUUUAGAAUUACCGAGGAGAGGCUGCACCUAGACUUUCAUGGCCGUUUACAUACUUGA
Messenger RNA from Hypoxylon trugodes, 1389 nucleotides. Its product is annotated as FAD dependent oxidoreductase. Lineage: Eukaryota; Fungi; Ascomycota; Sordariomycetes; Xylariales; Hypoxylaceae. The record is from RefSeq and is a predicted model, not a curated record. Gene Ontology annotation, molecular function: oxidoreductase activity. The transcript has 2 exons. Bases 1 to 1389 code for a protein of 462 amino acids. Gene Ontology annotation, cellular component: cytoplasm.